AUGCCUCUCUACGACGUCGAACACGUCACGCCGCUCACGCUCGACCAACAAGCCGGUCUCGCGCAGGCAUUCAGCAGUCUCCACGCGCGACGGUUCAAGACGCCCAGAACCUUCAUCAACGUCCGCUACACCGACGUCAGCGGCCAGGUCGUCUUCCGCGGGGGGAAGAGGGCAAAGUACAACCGCGUCAUCCUGCGGACGAGGCAGGGCGAGCAGCGCACCAAGGACAUCUACGACGAUCACGCCCGCGAUAUCAUCCGCGUCUGGGAAGGUGUGGUGGGUAGCCAGGGAGAGCUGGCCUUGAGGACGGUGUGGGUCAUGGGCGCCUUGACGACGGCCGUGGAGUGUGGAAUCGCCAGGCCAAAGGUCGGCGAGGAAGACAAGUGGGUGCAAGACAACAUGGACGAAUUCAAGAGGUUGGCCGCAGAAGGGGACACUGAUUUCAUCGAUCUGCUUCAAGAGCUAGAGGCGAAUGGCAGGUAG
Messenger RNA from Exophiala spinifera, 483 nucleotides. RefSeq lists its product as uncharacterized. Bases 1 to 483 code for a protein of 160 amino acids. NCBI's taxonomy places the organism in Eukaryota, Fungi, Ascomycota, Eurotiomycetes, Chaetothyriales, Herpotrichiellaceae. The record is from RefSeq and is a predicted model, not a curated record. The transcript has 2 exons.